This is a messenger RNA of Adineta ricciae, 438 nucleotides long. The record is from the annotation of a GenBank genome assembly. Lineage: Eukaryota; Metazoa; Rotifera; Eurotatoria; Adinetida; Adinetidae.
AUGAGUGAUAAUUGGUUCAGUAAAACCAAUGAAACGAUCAUUCCGGGCAAUCCGGAUCGUAUCAAAGCCAAAUGGGAUCCAUUACAGUAUCUAAAUUUGGCUCAAUACUUCAAAGUUUUCAAUGAAUAUCCACGCGAUUUCAAUCCCCGCGUUCAUGGUCCCUACUGUCCAUGGCGUUAUUAUGGAAAACGAGAUCUCCAUUUUGGCGAUGUCAAGCUAGCCGACGUGCCUGCAUGGAUUGCUCGACGAGAUAAAACACCAAUGGGCAUUUAUCAAGGUGGUAUUCGAACGUUCUGGAAAUUCUACCGUGCUUAUUUGGAUAACAAGAAGCCGAAUCUGAUUUGGUAUACGCAGAUCUUCGUCGUUGCCUCCUUGUUCAACUUCGUUUUCUUUGCUAUACCCGAUAGAAAACAAUACAAAUGGGCUAAAUAUCAUUGA